Daphnia carinata is the source of this 12091-nucleotide messenger RNA. Its product is annotated as supervillin-like. Gene Ontology annotation, biological process: cytoskeleton organization; actin polymerization or depolymerization; actin filament severing. The record is from RefSeq and is a predicted model, not a curated record. Gene Ontology annotation, cellular component: actin cytoskeleton; cytoplasm. NCBI's taxonomy places the organism in Eukaryota, Metazoa, Arthropoda, Branchiopoda, Diplostraca, Daphniidae. Gene Ontology annotation, molecular function: actin filament binding; phosphatidylinositol-4,5-bisphosphate binding.
GCUCCAUCUCAGCUGUGUCAGUGCGCACUUCCGCCGGAACUACUUAAAUUUAUUUUUUUUUCAGCAAUCGAUUGAUUGUUUUUUUGUUUUUUUUAAUUCCCUCUUCUGUGUGUGUGUAUGUGCCGGUUGAAAUCUUCGACAUGUACCUCAUGCAGGUGACAGCAGUUGGCUACAAGCCGAAGACGCAACUGAUAUCGACGGGCGACUCUGCUCAGCCGAUGGAUAAAGCGUCGCCCAAUUUGUCGGCCAAGUCGGCCAGCUUGCCCGGCUACAGCAACCGGGGCUUUCACGGAGCCGUGUACAAUAAUAGUAGUAGCCACGCCAAUGCGACAACAGCCGCGUACGGCGGCGGCAACGGCAACGCUCCGCCGUUUGUCAAUAAAAAUCGGCCCGACAAAUCGCCGUCCAAAGUCGUCGCGGCCGACACUCAACAACUGGCCGGCAAAAAGAAGAAAUGGACCGGAUGGAGCGGCUUUUUCCGGCGCAAUACGAAACCUGCUCAACAGACCCCGACCGUGGCCGAUGACGCCAUUAGCUCAGAUGAAGAAGGCGGCCAGCGGCCGCAGGCCGCCUCUCUUCACGUUCACGUUUUACCCGCUUCCGGCGGCGGUGGCCAUCAAACGAACGCUCACGUCACGCCGGAAGAGGCCAACAAGAAGAGAUACUUCCUUCAGCACCCGCCCAGGAAUGCGUCCAAGGACCGCUCACCCGUGGUGGACACGCUGAGCCCGCUCCAGAGCGAUCUCAGCGCUAGUCAGACGUCGCUGAGCAGGAAGGAGCGUCGCGACGCCAUUUUGGCCAGGGCUCAAGCGCGUCGCAAUAAUGGCGGCAGCGCGGGCGGCAGCAGCUCGGACGAAGAUGGCGUCCAUUUGCGAGCGCCGUCGCCCUCUUCGCACUGGCGCGGACGCAGCCAGGAGAGCCUGACGAGCAACGGCAGCGCUAGUUGUCGUACCAGCCAUGGCAAGUCACGAACGGGACGGACGGAGCGCUACUUACAGCGUCGAUCACGCGACGAAGAUUCACUUCGAAGGGACAUGCAACAACAGCAGCAGCAGCAGCAGCAAUCGCAAAGUAGACGGGCCUCUCCGUCGUGUGCGGACUGGUCGCCAUCUUCGCCGCUCCAUCCAUCAACGUCAAAGUGCGGCGGCAAUCAGCGAUGGCUGUUGACGGCAUCGACGGUCUCUUCGAUCCAAGGGCCGCGGGGUGGAGCCCAUCAUGUGGAAACGACGCCAUCAGAUGGCGGCCCACGGGUGGUCGAAUCGCCUGUCACUCUCAGGAAGCCAACUUCUAGCAACAACAACAAUAAUAACAACAGUCCCAUAGUUGGACGGGCUCAGUCGGCGCUGGUCACGCAUCCCAAACUGGCCACUCCGCCGCCACCUCCGCCUCGCAAUCCGCUCAAAAAAUCGUAUCUGCUUCAAGUGCAAUCGAGCGAGCCUCAACCUUUGGCUGCGCAAUCGGCCGGACGGCCCACCUCCUAUUCGUUUGGUGAUCUUUCGCGUUUCGGCCAGCAACAGCAGCAGCAAGCGGCGUCCGUGCACGAUUAUCAGAAUGUCGAUCAGGACGGCCGACUCGUCCCGGCCAGUACGACGAUCAGCGAUCGCUCCAACGGCAACGUCCUCCAUUUGCCAGUUACCUCGCCCGUCCAGCGUCGGGUGUUGAACAGUUCGCCUCAGCAACGUCAGCCGGGCAGUCCCAGCGGCCGUCAUCAUUCGGCCUUUUUUCCUUCAUCAUCCACGGCCAAUUCGCCGUCCCCGUUCAAGUCGCCCGAGCUGGAACGAUCUAAACCGCCGCCUUGGCUGGCCAGUAGUAGUAGCCCGUCGGCCAUGAAACCGGCCAAUGCUUCAGCACCGCCCGUCCGCGAGUUUUGGCGUUCCAAAGAAGUCCAGCAGAAACAGCAGCAGCAGCAGACGCCUCCGACGUCCAGCAAAAGUGCGAGGGAACGACUGGCUCCGUUCCACUUGACGGCCAACAACGGGUCGGUCAGUUCGCUCAACAGCGAUUUGUCCAGCCCGAGGAGCCGCGACGCUGGCCACAAUAGCGCGGCCUCGCCGCUAGAUUGCCCGCCGUUUUAUAUGGCGACAGGAAGCGCUUUGAAUUGCGCUAAUGGAUCUGGCGUCAUGGCGUCGACGCCCAGGCGCUUCCCGCCCGCCUCCCACGAUCAUAGCAGCACACGUGAGCAACAACAGCCGCACCACGUCAGAGAGCUGUCGCAGUUGAAGCCCAGCACGGACAAGCACCUGGAGCAGGCCAUUUGCGAGCUGGAACAGAUUUACCGCAGUCUCAAGUUGGACGGAGACGAGGACUUGCUGGACAGGGCGGAGCGACGCGACUUGCCGACGGUCCACCAGCAAUUGAUCCACACCCACCACCCGGCCACGGUGGCGGCCAGCGUGUGCAGUGGUUCGGAAUCGGGAGGUGAUCCUUUAGGAGGUCACGGAAUCACUUCCGACCUGGACACGAUGAUGAACUGGAGCAUUUCGGGAUCGUUUGAAAAUUUGGCGGCGACUUCGGAACGCAUCCGCACCCCGUCCAACCGGCGCUCGGCCGUUCCGGAUAAAGUCGCCGACGACAUGGCCGUCCGUCGCUUGGCGGCCGCCGCCCGCAAGAGCACGGCCAACGAUCCGCAAUCGAUCGCCGCCCAGUCCGGAUCGUAUUUGCUCGUCUCGCCGUCGCUGACGGCCGCCAUGGGCGAAGAUCACGACGUCAGCAGCCGUUCGGGUUCGUUUUCUCCCGACGAGCCGGACGUGAUUUACGACGAUGUGGCCUACCGGCAAAUCCGCCAGGCCAAUAAAGCGCUGCGCGUUGCCGAACCGCAGCCGCCGUUCGGCAUCCCGUUGGGGCCCGUCACACCCGCCUCUCCGUCUGAUUAUUUGCACACGUCCGUCACGCCGGAACAGUUUGAUUUGAGGCCGUUAUUGCAUCCGACCAAAUACCCCGAUUUGGUCCGAGAUGAUUUGGCCUUCCGCAAUUUGCGCAAAGAUGCCGGACAGCUCCAGCUGCCGCCCGGCCCGGUCAACACGGACAAAUUGGACGACCUGCUCAAGGAGACGGGCUUCUCCAAAUCGCUCAAGAAGAAACGCGCCGUCCGCUCUCUGUCGGCCAAUAUUUCCCAGCUCAUCCGGAUGGACGCUGCCCGUCCGAGCGGCGGCGGCGGUGUCGUCGACUACAACCGCGACGACGACGAGGAGCUGGACGAGCGCUACAUCGGUUUCAAUCCGUUUGACUCGAGAGCGCAGAGCCUUUCUGACUUGAUGGACGACUCGCCCGUCUCGGCCAAUAACAACAACAUCCAAAACAAGUCGGCCAAGACGCCCAGGGCCGUCAAGCAGCGCAGCGGGUUGAAGCGCGUUGGGAAAUCGGUGGAAGCGGAUGACGUCGACGCUAUCGUCCAGCGUCAAGUGCGUCCUCUGGCCAGCUGGGUCGAACGGGCCCAUUUGAGCGGCGACGUUGCGGCCGGAAGCAGCACGGAAACGAUAACCGCAGAGAGGUUGGUUCCAGGGCUGGCCAAACUCUAUCCGACAUCUGCGCUGAGUGUUCAGCACAAGAAAUCUGAAAAAGAUGCUGCCCAGCCGCCAGAUUUGGAAAUGGACCACUUGAUUUCGGAAUUAUGUGAAUGUGGCGGGGCUCCACCAGCGCCGGCUGCUGCGAGCGGACGUAACAGACAAGUGGAUUCAAGUGGACUGCAAUUGGCGCUGAAGCCACCGACGGGCUUUUCGAGCGAAGCGCAGGCGAGCAGCGCCAGUCCGGCUGCUGGACACUGUUGGGAAGAAUCGCCUCUGUUCCAGUCGCAGCUGCAAUUUCAGUUCCCGCAACAACAGCGGUCCGCCUCGCCGGCCAAUAGCAGCGAUUCGGGCCAGGUGUCUUGCUGCGCCCGCGAAGUCCGCCAGAUCCUCCACCAGCAGAUCCGCCAAGAAGAGAAGGAAAGGGAAAGGUUGGCCUCGAUGGCCUCGAUGGCCUCGUCAUCUCCAGGUCGGAAGACGAGCCGGACCGACACAGCGGGCGGUGAGCUGCGGACAGACAAAGCGUCGGUGAACUCGACGGUUGAUCGAAGUGUUCCGUUGAAAGGCCGCCCUGCACAAUCAACGACUGCGACCGCAUCAGCUACAACUCCGACAGUCAGAGAUAACCCGGCCGUGAGGAAAUCGAGCGGGCGCAGAAUGAGCAACAACAACGAGCCGGCAAGCGGUGCGGUCACGGCCGUGGAGAAGAGGGACGAACGCAUCGCCCGCUACAAGGAAGAGAGAAGAAAACAAUUGCAGGUCGCCCGCCAACAGGCCGGAUUAGCCAGCGGAACGGCCGGCCACGAUCACAGCUCGUCCAGCGAAGAUCUUCCGCACGAGGAACAGUCGUACGCUAAAUACAAGCACCGCAAGCAAAUGCAGAAACAACAGCUGGAAUCGCGGCCGCUGGAGGAGAGCACGACGGCCAACAUGGUUAGCGAUGUGAUCAAUUCCAAUCUGAGUUCGACCGGUAUCAAACGGUUCAUUAAGCGCGAGAGUCCGUUGACGAGCGAGGAAAAUAACGGUGCCGCUCCGGUGCGGAUUAACCGCGCUGCACGGCUCAGGGCCGCCGCCACGUCCGGCACUCCUCCGCCCGUCGAAGACAAGAUGAUAGUUCAGAGAGCAAAGAGAUUGUCCGUCCCUUUAAUGGAAAUGCCAGCCAUCGAUCCGUCUGGCGGGCCUGUCGAUGCCAAUAGCCAAGCGGACGUCGUUGUCCUGCGGCAGAAAGUUCCGUCCUCAUCGUCCUCGUCGUCACUACAGGCCGGCAAUCGCGAGAAAGACAAAAGCACCAAACGCAAAUCCAAUUUAAAUCGGGCACUCACGGACGAACAGAUCCUCGCUACCGGCCAAAUUGAAUCUCAAGAAGACGCGGGAAAGCGCGUCCGGCGUAGGAGGACGGCCGAUUUGACGGUGUCGGCUUCGUCGGCCGAGACGGACAUCAAUUCGAGCGUCGAUAACGCCAUGAUGCGCCGGAUGGAAACGGCUUCCCGGCAGAGCCCGCAACCGGCGGCCGAUUUGCGGGCCAAUUUGCGCAAGACGAGUCAACCGCCGGCCUUCAUCCGUUCCGUCGUCCCCGCCGACAGCCACGCGGGCGGAGAGAGCGCGAUGGCAGCGACGGCCGUGGAGAGUUCGUCGGUGCCUUGGCGGACGGGCAAAGUGGCCUCGGCCGACAAAGCGAUGGAGCCCAUCAAAACGGAGGACUUGACCGCUCGCAUCGAAGCCCUGACGGCUAUGGCCCAUCAAACGGUGGCCAAAGUGGAUCGGCUGACGGCCACUCCGGAUCGCGAGGGCAACGGUGCGCAUCAUCAUCAUGCGGCGGCGGCAGCGGCGGCCAGCGCUGGAAGCGUCAAGGCCGUUGCGACGAAGCUGCUCAAUCGCGUGGCGGGCAACGUUCAGCCGGUGCCAGUCAGCCCCAAUCUGCCCGUGUCCUUGCAACGACGACCGGCCAAGAUUGAAUCGCCAAAUGUCUGCGUCAAUUCGAGUCCGGCUCUUAAAUUAUUGCCAGCUGCGGCAUGCACUCAGACGCAGUCGCUUUCUAAAAAUAAACCGGCAACGACCCAACCAGCAGCUGAUAAGACGACGCCCGCCAGUCCCGCUGGCGUCGCUGCUGCGCGUGCCAACACGGCCAACGCCUCGGCUUUGGGUCGCAUCAAAACAGCUGAUAAAGAAAAGACGCACAGCCACAAAGCCGUCGAACCUGUCGGCAACGGCAGUGCGACCGCGUCCAGCGUCAAGGCCGUCCAGGGUAUACUGAAAAAGAAAGUGGAAGGAGGCGCCGAGCCGUCUGUUCGCAUCCGGCCGGAAGCGUCGUCUGCUGAAUUGUACCCCAUCCUUCGAGUGGAAGAGGAGGUCGUCACGCAGUUGGACCCCGUUUCCAUUCUGAAGAAGAGGUUCGAAGAUACGGAAACGUUGGCCGCUCCUCUGCUUCCGGCGGAAGCGAGUGUCGAACCGCAUUCCAUUCUCAAACGGCCUCUGAGCCGCGACGGAAGCGCCGAAUCGGGCCGUUCGCAGUCGCCCGUCGACGACCCGAUCAAUUCGAUUUUGAAACGAGCGUCGCUGACGUCUUCGCCCGGCAUCGUAGCGCCGGAUCAAGUGUCCGGCAACGCCGAACCGAGGCCCAUCUUGAAGAAGCGAUGCUCGACGGAAGAUGCUGACGGACCGCGUCCCAUUUUGAAGAAGAAAUCGAGCACGGAAGAGGAGCACGAACUCGCCGCCCACAAGCCGAUCUUGAAGAGCGGGCGGAGGACGUCGCAGUUCGCGGAGGCGGCCAGAGAAGCCGAAACCACCACCACCACCGACGAUCCGGAAGAGGAAACGAGGACGGAAGGAGGAAGAGAAGAAGAAGAAGAAGAAGAAGAAGAACCGCGUCAAUUGUCCAUAGCCGAACGAAUCAGUUCGAUCGAAUCGCAGGCCAAUCCAACGCCGGCCGUCGCCCCCUGGCGCCUUCCAUCCCGUCCCAAUCCGAUCGGCACUCCAGUUGUUCCAGCCGCCGUCGAUUUCGGUGCGGAAUCCAUCAGUUCAAGGAGGAAAUCGUUGGAACACGUGAUCGAGUCGAAUCGCACUAGCGGCCUGGUGGAGGCUGUCAAUCGGCACGUCGUCGAGGCGCAUGCGCACACCAACGGAGCCGACAGUGCCGCUUUAAUCAAACCGGACGUCGAAGUUCCAGAAGAUGAACACGAUCCGUCCAAACUGAGCCUACGCGAUCGAGUGAAAUUGUUUGAUCGGCCGCUGUUGGCCGCCGGCUCGUCUGCCCUUCCGCCCAAGCGUCCGGGUCGGCCGAAUCGCAAGAUCUUUGCCCGUUUCCAGACGCAGCCCGUCACCAGCCGCGAAGUGAAGAAUGCUCUCCAUCUGGGCUUUCCGAGACGGCCGUCAUCGACCAAGGCCGUUGUUCCUACCAGAGAAGUGAUUCCAGAUCAUUCAGUUAUCAAAAAGGACGUGAAAACAGAGGACGAUCAGGACGAAACUGGAACAUCCGGCUUGGAGAGAAUUCGAGGGAUAUUGAGGAGGAAGAGCGCGGACAACACGAUGGAAAUGCGUGGCAUUUUGCGGAGUAAAUCGCCUUCGAUUGGCGAACAGCCGCGGUCGAUUUUAAAACAUCACUCGCCGGACGAUGCGGAGCAAUUGUCUCCGUCGACCAGCAGUUCAGACGAAUUCCCCGUGCCGGCCGAAAACGAUUUAGCCGCCCAGUUGCUCAACGUCGAGUUGGAAUCGAAACAUCACACGGCCGAUGCCCAAUCCAACGGAGUGAACACCAAAACAGAUCGGGCCGCUUCGGAAACCCCUACACUCAAAUCGGAUUCCAGUCCGAGCGCCCAGCAAUCCUCUGUCCGUCGUGAAACUGAAACGAUCAUCUUGGAAUCGGAGGGCAGUAGCAGCGGAACAGAAACGACAACGACCGUCACAUUCCGGCUGGGAGGCAACACGGUCGGAACGGUCCAGCAAUCGCAAACGAAAAUCAAGAGCCAUAAAAUCAAAAUUAAAAUGGAUGAAGUCAGCGACUCGAGCGUCGCUUCAAGCAGAUCGGUGGUCGUUGAUGAGGAGGAUGACAGCUCCAGUUCUUCCGGCGCCGAAGUCAAAACAACGGUAUCGUUGAGGUUGGCGGCUCUGCAGAAGAGCGGCGACACUGAAUGGCGCAAGAGGAUCUCGAAGCCGGUGGUGAACAGUCCGUCGGCAUCGGCUGGAGAGCUGGACGAAGCAACGAAUUCCGACGGAGAUGUGGCAACCAAGAGCAGCAUUGCCGAUCGACUGAAAGUACUUGAAACAGCUCAAAAAGGGUGGCGGACAAGAGUGCACGAGCCGGACGCUGCCCGUUUUACCGUAGCCGGCAAAAUGGGCCAGCGACCCGUGUCCGUCCACGUCCUCUCAUCUGAAACGAUCAAACACAAUCCCAUUAGUCCGAAGCUCGAUCGCAAAUUGAAAACACCCAAACCUGUGCCGUUGAGGCUUAAAAAUGCCGACGCAUCGGACACAUCGCCUGGAACAACGCCAUCCACCGACGAUGUGAAACCGCCGUUCAACCGAUCCACCUCCGAUCCCAGCAGCACCCCAUCUAAACUCAUUAUUCCUGGAACUGGAAAAAUCACUUCUCGAAUCGUGUCUGUUCCACGGCCGGACGAUGAAACGUUCACGUCGUUCUUCGCUGCGUCUUCGUGGUCACUGGCCACGUCAUCGCAGAACGUCGCCGUGGUCCAGUCGUCCGCAUCGUUCGCUGAUAUAACGGACGAGGACUUUGAAAGGAUGGCCUUCAAUCGUGACGCGGUCGUUGUAGAGAAACGGUCGGUGAACGUCCAGCGACGGAAACACAACGCGUCGCGCAAUCCGAUCAAGUCUCUCAUCUUGCGGCCGGACAUGUUGCGCAACGAGUACGAAGAGGUGGACACUGGCGUGGCCGAGCGCGAAGUGCAGCGAGUCAAACUGGAGAAAUUGGCCCAACAUUCCCACCUGGCCGUCGAAGCGCUGGCCGGUUUGGCUUCGAAAGAAGACUUCGCGGCCAUUGCGCUCAAGUCGGCCAAAGAGACGGGCGACGAGCAGUCGAAACGCACCGUCUAUUUGAUGCAGGUGAAGGGCCGUCGCCAAGUUCAGACCCGCCUCGUCGAGCCGACGUACACGUCCGUCAAUAGCGGCGACUGCUUCAUCGUCGUCACGCCCACCGACGUUAUCCAGUUCAUCGGGCGCUAUGCUAACGUCAUCGAACGCUCGAGAUCCACCGACGUGGCCCAGCGCGUCGUCUCGAAAAAAGACCUGGGCAGCGCCAGGGUGUCGCACGUCCAGCUCGUUGAAGAAGAUAAAGUGGGUCCCAAUUGCUUCUACGGACCGUCGAAACGCUUCUGGACAGCGCUGGGCAGAAGCGAAGCGGAACAAGCCAUCAAUCCUGCCGGACCGCCGGAAGAAGAUGAACUUUACGAGUCGGCCAUCGCAACCACCAACGCCGUCUGGCAACUCAACGGCGAUCGUUUAGAACCUUGCGAACAACACUGGGGAUCGAUCCUCCAGACGGACAUGCUGGACCCUAAUAAAGUGAUGGUGUUUGAUUUUGGAAGUGAAAUGUACGUCUGGAGUGGCAAGAUGACAGCGCUGGAAGUGCGCAAGAAGGCCAUGCAGCUGGCCAAGGCACUGUGGGAUCAGGGCUAUGAUUACACCGAGUGCGCUAUCAAUCCCGUGUUCCAGAAAGCGACAGCGGACGAGCAAAGCAAAGGAGAGCACAGACCUGCGUGGGCUUUGCUGCGCUCGGCCAAGCAGCACAUGGAGCCCGUCCUGUUCCGCGAGAAGUUCUUCGAUUGGCCCGAUAAGAGCGGGCUCAUUAAAGUCAAAGCUCAAGACGGCGAUGAGAAAGCCGUCGGUGUCGUGACGGACAUCUCCGCCCUCGAACCGUACGACGCCCAGCUGAUGUUAGAUAACCAAGUGGACGAUCCCGAUUUAGAAUUAGAAGGCGCCCACCUCGGUCGCGGUGUCGAGUACUACGACGAAGCCGAACGUCGCCUCCAACAGAUCUCGACGUUGAGCGCCAAAGUCUGGCACUUAUUGGACUAUGAAAAAGUACUACUGGAGGACGUGUCCCGCGGUCAGUUCCAUUGCCGUGACACGUAUAUUAUCCGUUGGCAAUAUCGAAUUACUGUCACCGGCAAGGAUCUGAAAGGCCAGCCAUCUGUCCACGGCCUUUUGGGCCGCGAUCGUUUCUGCUACUUCAUCUGGCACGGAGCCCAGGCACCGCCCACUGACCAGGGCGCCUCGGCGCUGAAAACGGUCGAGCUGGAUGAGGAGCGGGGGCCGCACGUCCGAGUCCAGCAAGGACACGAGCCCCCCGCCUUCCUGGCCAUAUUCCAAGGACGGAUGGCCAUACAUAGUGGCAAACGCGGCGAACGCGAAGCGGACCAGUCCGUCUGGCGUUUGUACUUUGUACGCGGCGAGAAGGAGGAAGAGGCCCACCUGCUGCAAGUGAGACGCUGCGUUGCGGCGUUGCGCAGCCGCGGCUGUUUGCUGCUCGUCAACCAGACGACGGGCACCGUCUUCGUCUGGCACGGCGCCAAGUCGCUCAAACACACGCGCCAGGUGGCCAACUUUGCCGCGUCUGCCCUUAAACAGCACAGACCACCAGAGCUGAACGUCCGGAGGGAAGCCAGUGUGGCCAUCAAGGAGCAGUACGAAGGAGCGGAGUCGCGCGAAUUCUGGGAAGGUCUGGGACACCAGAGCCGCGUGGCCGAUCGCUCGCUCUACCUGUCACUGGCCGAGAGGCCCAAGGAGAACCGCUACGAUCACACGCCUCGUCUCUUCCAUUUGACGUCGUGGACGGGCCAGUUCCGCGCCGACCAGGUCGCGCCCACUCUGCGCGUCCCCCAACUGCCGUGUCCUUAUCCCUUCGUCCAGGAGGACUUGUACAGCGCUAACCAGCCGACGUUGUUCAUGCUGGACAACGAGCACGAAGUCUGGUUGUGGCAAGGUUGGUGGCCAGACCAACCGGACACGGAUAACACUAAUACGGGCUCGGGGAAACUGCGUUUGGCCGUCGAGCGACGCUGCGCCAUGGAAACGGUUAUCGAAUACUGCCGCUUGAAGGGAGAUAACGAGGAUCGAAGCCCACCACCGGCCUACCUCGUUUCGGCCGGACUCGAACCGCUAGCUUUCAUCGCCCUUUUCCCUUACUGGACGGUCGACGAUCGCGUCGGCCAGCUCAACAUUCAGGACGGAAAGAGUCCAGGCGAGUCUCAGUCCAUCCAAGACGUGUUGGACAGACUGAAGCGUACCACAUACCCUUUGAGUGAGCUUCAAGUACGUCCGCCACCAGAGGGAGUCGAUCCUACCAAAUUGGAAUCCUAUCUAAAAGACGACGAUUUCCAGGAGACGAUGGGUAUGAACAAGACGGAAUUCUACACACUACCUGCCUGGAGGCAAACGCAAUUGCGGAAGGAGACGGGCCUUUUUUGAGGAAAAAGCAAACACACACACACACACACACAUCGGGUCCAGACUUCUUCUCUUCUCCUUUAUUAUUAUUAUUUUUUUUUUUUUUAAUUCGAAAGGGGAUGCGCACGUCAAAACAUCGGACCUACAGAAAUAAUUGGAAAAACAAAAAUUUGAAAGAUAAACAAAAGAAAAAAAACAAACGCCGACUGGAAUGAUCGAAUCAUCAACAACGGACAAUAUCGCCAUUUUGUGAUAUGUAUAGUUUUAACGAUAUAGGGAUAAAAACAAAACAAAAGCUAAUCAUUUUAAAAAUGGAUAAAAUGAAUAACACAACAUCUCGAUUGGAAGAUGUUUUUUUUUUUUGUUUCUGACACUGCACUGAUUGUUGUUCAACUGUUUCUUGUUUUUUUUUUGUUUGUUAUUUUUUUUUCCUCCCAUGUUUUUUCGGCACCUUGUUUCGAGUGCCUAUUAUUUUUCAAGUUCUUUAAAAAGGUAUUUUUUUUUUUUUUUUUUAAAUUAACUUUCGAUCGGAGACAAACGAAAUUCGCUUUUUGUGCCUUUUAAAUCUUUUUUUUUUGAUUUUUAAUGUUUCCCGCGUUUUUUCUUCGAAAUGGGCUUAUACGAAAUCGCCGUUUUUUUUUUUUUUUUUUUACAACAGUCGAAUUGAAAAAAAAAAAAGGGAAAUUGUUUUAAAAACAGCUGUCCACUUUCGCUAUCGUAUUUUCUCCCGACUGGAACGAUCGUGAAAUGUCUCUCCAACUGCGUUUUCACGUUUCAAUUGUGGGAAUGAGAAAAUGGAAGAAGAGUUGCACUUGUCGUAUAAGAAAACGAUCAAACGUUCUAUUUUUCCCUUUCGCUCCACGCGCAAUUUACUCCCGAAAACAAAAACAACUUUCGCUUCGAGAGUCUCCAUUUUUUUUUUUUUUUUUUCAAGGAUUGGGGGCAACUCUUUUUUUUUUUCCUGCCUUUAAAAAAAAAGAAGAAUGCAAAACGAGAACAUUAAAAAUUCAGAGCCAGUCGCUUCUUUUAAUAGACGUUUUCACUCUUUUUUUUUUUUCCCUCCCUGCCAGACCGAAAUAUAAAAUUUAAAAAAAAAAAAAAAAAAAAAACAACUAACAAGUCGUUAAAAUAAAAUAGAAAUUCGUACCUUUUUUUUAAAUAAAAAAAAAAGCAGCUUAAAUCCCGUC